Pyrenophora tritici-repentis Pt-1C-BFP is the source of this 1398-nucleotide messenger RNA. RefSeq lists its product as uncharacterized. The record is from RefSeq and is a predicted model, not a curated record. Gene Ontology annotation, molecular function: monooxygenase activity; iron ion binding; oxidoreductase activity, acting on paired donors, with incorporation or reduction of molecular oxygen. NCBI's taxonomy places the organism in Eukaryota, Fungi, Ascomycota, Dothideomycetes, Pleosporales, Pleosporaceae.
AUGGACUGUGAGAUGCCCAUUAUAUAUCAAGUUCUCUUCUACAGUUCAUCUCUGGUUGUUGCCUUACUAUGGUUUGUGCGGAGAUACGGAGAUGACCGGCCAUAUUAUGGAAUACCUGUAGUUGGGACUCAGGAAAACGAUACAGGUACUUGGGAUGCUAAAAAACGUUUUCUGACUGACGCAAACGCUGUUAUCGCUGCCGGCUUGAAACAGCAUUCCGGCCCCUUCCAAAUAUUUGCGAACACUGGGCCAAAGAUCAUCGUCCCCCCCACUAUGGUUGAAGAGAUUUCAUCUGACCCAAGACUGACAUUUCUUGGAUUUAUAAAAAAAGACCUAUUCUAUGAUUAUCCUGGCUUUGAGGCUUUUCAUGCUGUCGUACAAGACGGGAUUCUGCUAGACACUGUCCGAAAGAAAAUCAGCAAUUCAUUAGUGGCGGUGACAGAGAUAGUAUCUGAUGAGGCAGGGGCAGCGUUGCCGGAUCUAUUUGCACACACAAAAGUCGCGCACGCAGUCGAGGUUUUCCGGGCUGCUCGCGCCCUCCGGAUAUGGCCUACCUUCUUGCAGCCCAUUGUCCAUUGGUUCCUUCAAGAGACUUCGCAGCUACGGCGGACAAAGCGGCAUGCCUUACAUAUCAUGGGUGACCAUCUGAAGGCGACUGGCGGACUACUAAGUCAGUCUGAUGCCUGGGCAUGGCUAAAGCACGAAGCUGGUGAAAGACCCUACGACAUUGUCAACGCCCAGCUGGGACUUUCGAUUGCAGCGAUCAACACGACUGCUGGUUUUCUUACCAACGUGCUGUAUGAUCUGUGCGCCUAUUCUGAAUACAUGGACCGCCUGCGCGAAGAAAUUGAUCGUGUCCUUGGAGACGGUUCCAUAGAGAAAUCCAAGUUGGUAAAGUUACAGUUGAUGGAUAGCUUUUUGAAGGAGAGCCAGCGUCUCCACCCAAUGGCUCUCAUCACUAUGAAUCGUCGGGCAGAGGAAAAUCUGGUCCUUUCUGAUGGCACUGAGAUUCCGAAAGGGGCUCUUCUGGCUGUUCCGACUACUAUGAUGCAGAGCGAUAGCACUUAUCAAGAAGCACACGUGUUCAAAGGGGACCGUUUCCUGAGACUUAAAGAGGCAACAGGCGAUGAAAAGAAACACCUGCUUGUUACGACGUCUUCUGAACACAUUGGAUUUGGCCAUGGACUUCACGCUUGUCCAGGACGCUUCUUUGUUGCCACAGAGAUCAAAGUUCUUUUGAUCCAUCUCUUGCGUGACUAUGACUGGCGUUUUGCCACAGCUCAAGAUGAUCGUCCGGCGAACCUUUGCAUUGGGGCUGAAAAUAUUCCUGAUCCAGGCGUCAAAAUAGAAUUUCGAUACCGAAAGUUGAUUACCAGCCCAGUAGUCUUGCAAGGAUAG